Messenger RNA from Carassius gibelio (silver crucian carp), 6918 nucleotides. RefSeq names its product RNA-binding protein 4. Lineage: Eukaryota; Metazoa; Chordata; Actinopteri; Cypriniformes; Cyprinidae. The coding region runs from base 385 to 1899 and encodes 504 amino acids. Gene Ontology annotation, molecular function: mRNA binding; zinc ion binding. The transcript is spliced from 4 exons. The record is from RefSeq and is a predicted model, not a curated record. Gene Ontology annotation, cellular component: cytosol.
CGUUAGGUAAGAGGGUAGACAAAACAUUUUUUGUCGUUUUGAUACAUAUGUGUUUUGAAUCAGUUCGUUACCAUUUGGUCGUAAUUUUGUUUUACCCAUUGCCCGAAUUGUAUAUCAGUGAGUGAGGUCAGCGAUAAUUUUUGUAUUUCCUGUAUGUGGUUGCUAACAAGCUAGCAAACUACGCAAGUGCUAAUUAUAUGAAUUUUGUACCUUCGAGGCUUAUAUGAACGCAAAUAGUGCAUAUUAUGGGGCUGACAUGUGCGAAAGUUUUGAGGAAUAAAGUCUUGUUGACUAACAGUUGGCGUGUAAAUCGACAGUUGUCUUUAGCAAAACUAGAAACGUUCUAGAAACGACGGCGCAGCCAGAUUUUUAGCGCGUGCCCGGAUGUGGCGGGAUGCUAUUGGGGUAUUCUGGGGUGCAAUGGACGACAACAACGCAGUGAAGCUCUUUGUUGGGAAUCUGGAUUUGGAAACUACACAAGAUGACCUAAUAAGACUUUUUGCCCCUUAUGGAGAAGUGGUGCACAUAACUGUACUGAGGCAGUUUGCCUUUGUCCAUCUGCAGGGAGAAGGGGCUGCUGACCGUGCUAUCCGUGAUCUGAAUGGUCGAGAAUACCAUGGCCGGAGCCUUGUAGUUGAGGAAUCCAAAGGGAGGCCCCUCAAUUCCACCAAAGUAUUUGUGGGCAACCUGUGCGCUUCCUGUUCAGUUGAAGACCUGUAUGAGCUCUUCUCGGCUUACGGAAAAGUACUUGAUUGUGAUAAAGUAAAGACAAAGCCCUCCUCAUUAACAGGCUACGCCUUUGUGCACAUGGAGCGUAAAGAGGAUGCAGAACAAGCCAUUGAGGGUCUUCACGGAACCUCAUUCAUGGGGCGUCCACUUGCAGUGGAGCUCUCAAAGGUACAGCAGACUGCAAACAAGGUCCCAUGUGCCAGUUGCGGUGCACAUGGCCACUUUGCAGGAGAAUGCCCGAUCAACAGGCCUUCAAUGGAGCACCACCAGAGUCAGGCUGCUGUCUUGGCUGCAGCCGCCGCUGCUGCUGCCGGACUUCCCCUUCAGGUGCAGCAGAGUGUCCACAACUCUUUUUACAAUACUGCGAGCACUGACCCAACGUUUGCAGCUCUGAAAGACCUGACCACUUCCAGGGUUGAUGGCAAACCUGUCAGUGCUGCGGUCUACGGAGCCCUGGCGAGUCAAGUCUACAGUGCUGUAGCAGACCAGGUGCUGAGCAGGUCGACAAGCCAAGCUGCAGAUGGCUACCCCACCGAAGGAGAAGCACCGCCGGGGGCUGCAGCUGUUAACCCAGCCUAUGGAGCAAAUUCCUCUCUGUACAGUGCCAGUCCAGCUUAUGGGACCAUGGGAGGCACGGAGCCUGACCCCCAAGCCGUCUUUGAAGCUGCUCGGGCCCGAUUCUUUGAGCAGGGUCAACAAGUGCUGGCUGAACAGCAGGCAGUGACCAAAUCUGACCGAGACCGAAGUCCGGUACGACGUACGGCCCCAUUACUGCCCGAUCCAGUUCCCCAGCCGUACUCCCAGACACGACCCAAACGACGGGCCCUGCUCCCAACACCUCCUGGUGGUCCAGAACUACCUGCAGUUAAAAAUGGCGACCCAAUUGCAAGGUGCUAUGCAGAGUACUACCAACAGUACCAGCAGUACCAACAGUACCAACAAUACCAGCAGUACCAGCAAUAUCAGCAGUACCAGUACAGCUUUCCGCCACCACCUCCACCUGCUCAGAUGCCCAUGAUGCCACCGGGCCCAGUGGAUGUGCAACAGAUGUCGGCCCCAGGCACCACUGCUUCACCAAGAGUGUAUGAGCCAACUUCAACACAUAAGGAGCCCCUCCUACGCCGACCUGAUUACCCUUACCAACACACAUCUGAGUCCCCAUAUCGAUAGCCUCCACCUCACAAGUGUAUGCACGCAUGUUUGGAUGUGAAAAUGUGUGUGUGUGUGAGUUUUGGUCCUACAUGAAAAGAAACUGGAGGAAAGGGAUAAAUCUAAUUAUUACUGCAACAUCAGUUUGACUUAGUUGAUAUUGUAGUUUGGCAGUAUAAUUUCUCCCCCCAUAAUGUUAAAUAACUUCAUCAUGUACAGAAUGUAGACAUUUACAAGGCCAUGAAAGUUUUUAUUCUGAGCUCCUCGCGGUUUAAUUUUUUUCCUUUUCCCCCCCAGAAGUGCUCAGAAUUGCAUUACCUGUCACUUUUAUAGAUAAAAUACUGUUUGACCAUUGUGUUGGGUCAGACAUUCUCCGAAGUCAAAUGAUUGUGCCUUGUGAAAAUAAUCUUUUUUUGUGUAUGUACAGACUUUUGUAAAACCAAGUACUUAGGAUCAGGUACAGUUUUAUUAAAUUAAUUGUUUAACAAAGGAGCAAGCUUAAAAUAUCUUAAUCCAAAUAGUCUUCGUUCAGUUCUAUUUGGCUUGGACUGAUGUUAAAUUUCACAGUUACUAGGAAGAAAGUGUAGUUUAGCUGGAAUGUACAAAGGACCUGUGUGAAGUCUUUGUGUGUGUUUGUGUGUGAGAGAGAUUGAGUGAGAACACAAUGUUAACAGUUCGGCUGAUCCCUUAGCUUUCACAUGAGCACCACAAUCGCAUACACAUCAGACCGUAUUCCGUAUAUAUCCAUUUGAGUGAGGGAGGGCAUAUUAAGAUGACACAAUACCAAACAAAUCCCCAAACCUCUACUAAAAUGCUCUAACCACUGCCUCACUUGUGCAGAUGGAUACACCUGCCCAGUUCGGCAACAUUAAAACUGAUAUUAAAAUCGUCUUUUGGAAAAGAGAGGGUAUGAAUAGAUUCAUUACAAAAGGGACAUGCUUGUCACUCAAGAAGCAUAUUCGUGGUUCUAUAUGUUUUCCAUCGGAUACCUUUAUUGACUCUGAAUGAGUUUGAGAUGUCCUUGUUGCUAAAUACCAAACAGAACUGGUUCAAUAGCCUGCCAGUAGUGAAUAUACUUGUUUUGCAGGAUAUAAAGAGCAAACGACUGCCGUCUCUGGCUUUGCAUCCCUCUCUUACAUGGACCGAAUACUUGGGAGUAUUGACUUACAUAAGUGGAAACCCCUUAAUAGAUAGAAUACGUUUUUUUUACAUUUUGUUUCUUCUGAAAGUAGCCCCAUGCAAUUACUAUUGUUUCUCUGACCAUUUAUUUUGUUCACAUUUAUCAUAGUCUCUUUAUCCUUAGAGUCAUGUGAAUUGAUUCCAGGGGCUUCGGGGUGGGAACGCUUAUUAUUUAGGGAUGGGAAGUGUAAAACCUGUUCAGGCCUGACAUAUAGCUAGUUAAGGCAAUUGGUUCAUAGAGUGAAACAAAAAAACAGUGAAGUGCUUCAUACAAUUGUAUUUUUUUGUUCUUAAGGGAAAAAAAUGUUUUCCCAGUUCAUGAACAUUUUAGGCAAUUCAAUUAAACAUUCAUGUUAUAACAUAAACUGAAAGUGUGUGAAUAAUUCAUCCAGGUUAAAGUACAUGUAUCUAUCUAGUGCUAGAGGUUUCAAUCUUUUAUAAAGGGAAUUUACCCAAACUUUCAUAGCAUCUGCAAUGGAUUUUUUAAGUGAUACAGAUGUUAUAACAGUUAAGUAACUUUCCUUUAGAUAGCAUUCAGUGCAUAAUGAUUGAAAUUGGAAGGUAUGGUCAAAAGAAUGGCUUGUUUAAUCAUGUUAUGUAUGUCCUCUUUUUCUAGAAUGCCCCUCAGGCAGUCUUCAGUCUUUCAUUCCAAAGAAAUAUGGUGGGGUACACACACAAAUCUCACUUAGAACACAAUUUCACCACUAUACAUUCGACUUCAUCUGUUAAACCUCACAGGCAAACAUCCACUGUAGUGUUAAUUUUCUCAAUUUGAUAUAUGAUAGAAUGCAGAUGGACCAGUGGUGACGGUGCAGCACACUAGAGCUCCACACAAAUAAUUCUACACAGUAAAUUAAUUCAUCUGCUUUGUAUUAUAAAUAGUGCAUGUUUCUUGUUAUUAUUACUGCUGUUCCAGCCACAUUUUCCCUUUUCGCUAACUACAGCUAUAAUGGCUCCCGGGCCUCAGGACGCCAAGUUGAGCAUGACGGGGGAAGAGAAUUAGCGCCCCACAAUGCCUCGGACGUGCUCCCCAUUAAGGUAAAGCCAUUUGCCCCCAACCACGCCUGCACCUUGUUUAUACACUUCCCCAUCAUUCUAGCACAGCUGCUCGGAUCAGGCUAACAUCAGUUAAUACUGAAAAUAAGGUCAACACAAUGGGAAUGGCACUUGUUUUCUGCUGUGUGGUUGGAUCAGUGCCUAUUGAGGGGGAAUUUGUUUUUUAACAGCCUGAAGUAGUACAAAUAACUUUUCAGCUUCCCAAAAUGCUCAUGGUUUGGUAUUUAGACUACAAAUAUUUUCUGCUUAGAUUAUUCAUAUUUAAACUGACUCUUUUGGCCCCAAAAGGUUUUAGUGCCUUUGAGGUAUGUUUUCUCGCAGUAUGCUUACAAAAUGAGUCGGAAAUUUCCAAGCAUUUUUUCUAACAAUUGGAGGGAAGAAUGGCUGACAUUUGCCUUGGCUUGUUCUCUGGCGUUUAGUCUUUUUGAAGCACUUCCAGUUGGUGAGAUGAGGCACUCCAACUAUCCUUUGAGUACAUGAGAAGGGUGCAAUGGUCUUGUAGGUGAGUAACCAAUGCGUCCAGCUCACAUCCACCUCAGCUUUAUGCCUACUGCCACUAUUUCAGCCUCACAAGAUCAUAGAUCCCACUGCAACACUCUGAUUUCAGUUUUUACUCUUAAAAAAAAAAAAAGGGUUAAUCUGUUUUCCUGCCAAAUUUAGACUUCUAACUGUUAUAGGGAUUUAUUUUUCCAUUCUCUCAGCGUAGGAAUUGAGCAUGCUUUUGUAUGUCCAUAAGCAAGAAGUAACAAAUGUUUUUUAGUUUAACCUAGGGACAGUCUGUUAUGAAUGUCAGAAAAAUGUGUUUGUUAAAGGUAAGCCUAUUCAGUCACUCCAAACAUUACUUAAAACACAUUCCUUUCUGUAAUUGGCAUUUUAAAAAACUAUGUUUGUUAAUUUGUCUAAUCUUCUAAAAGGUUUUAACCUCAAAUCUAAUUUAAAGGGGUCAUAUGAUGCUGCUAAAAAGACAUUCUUUUGUGUAUUUUGUGUAAUGCAACGUGUUUACCUUUAAGGUUAAAAAACCACAUUAUUUUCCAUAUAAUGCACAUUGUUUCUCCUCUAUGCCCCGCCUUCUGAAACACGUCGAUUUUUACAAAGCUUAUAGACGGUUUCAACGGCAACAAUAUAAACAAACGUUACUGCGCGUGCCCGUAUUGUGGACCUAACUUAACUUCCGGUAGAUUUCCAAAUAGAAUAAAUAACAGCCAAGUCCCUCUAGAGUUGAUAUUUUUUGAUAACAAACAAAACAUAUUUGCUGUGUGGAUCAGGCGGACUUAAUGAUAUGCAAAUUCAUUAUUUGCCAGCAGGAGAUGUUAGCAUAGACAUAAAGCGCGAGAAAUAGAGGUUUCCCCAGUAACAGCUGUAAACAAAGCAGAGCUACGCUCAUACGCUGCUUUAUCAGGCAUAUAACAUGCAAGUCUUCCUUCAGAAAUACAGCGAUAUAAAAACACCUGUGCCUCGCUUUGAUAUUUAAACAUAUAAAUGUAAGGAAUUAUUAAUAAAAGUGCAGUACGUAGCGUUACUCAUGUUUAUUCAACGAAGCCUUUUUGAAAAUCUAUCAGUUUUAAAAUUUGUGGCGAGUCUCCAAAAAUAAAAUAAAUGUAUGGGAAACACACCCCGCAGCACAACCACCUGAGCCCAACUUCAGUCUACUCAUCACCUUAACUUUAACUGUGUUUGUAGAAGGCAAGGCACUGCAGCCAACAGACCGGAAGUUAACUUAGGUCCAGGCGCGUGCGCCCGAUGAAACCGUCUAUAGUUCCGAAAAAGCUAGAUGUAUUCUGAUUGGCCAGCUGUCCAGUGUGUGAUGAUUGGUCCAAUGCCCCCAGUUUGUGAUGGAAAUGUUACUUCCCUUAACCUACAGUGGUCUCUCCCAGGCCAACAGCAUGAGACUCAUUCCAGCUGUUCUGCUCGUGCGCAUCUCAUUACCGGUUCUCUUUUAGCAGUUCAGUCAAUGUACUGUUAUGAGUAUCUGAUUACUCGGGAUAUUGGUUUAUUUUGCCUCAGAGGGAUUGUAAGGCACGUUUAUAAGCCAAAUAACUUAAGAAAUGUGUGGAUUAGUUCGUACUGGAGACACGAACAGUUUCAAACGAUUAUGUUCAAUUUGGUGAACUGGUUUGACCGGUUCCCUAAGAAGAUCCGGUCAAAUAGAAAGAUUAGUUCACAAUCCAGACAUCACCAGAUGAGACAAAACCAAUAAAACUUACAAAAAAUUGAAAUCGCAUCAAUAUGACCCCUUUAAUUCUUCAAAUUAAACACAAACAAUUGUUUAAUGAUUUUCAGUCUUUCUCACAACCUUCCAAUGACCUACAGCAGUGAUCCUCAAAUCUGGCUCGCGAGAUCCAGUUUCCUGCAGAGUUUAGCUCCGACUCUAAUUAAACACGCCUGCCUGUGAUUUUCUAAUGAUCCUGAAGACACUGAUUAGCAAACUCUUGCGUGUUUGAUUAGGGUUAGAGCUAAACUUCGCAGGAAAGUGGAUCUCGCGAGCCAGACUUGAGGAUCACUGACCUACAACUUAAUCUCUGAUGUAAAAAUGCUUUGAAAAGCUGAACAGUGGAAAAUUAAAUGUAUAUAAACUAUGAUUGUAGAUUAUCAAGAACUGAAAAAGUCAGUGAUUCAGGGAUGUUCGAGUUUCAUUGAUCUCUUUUUUUUUUAGGUCUGAAUGGGCAACUUUCGUUGUGGUGUAUGUAAUGUUAGUUAGAGGGAUCUUAAUCCUAAUGUUUUUUUUUAUUAUUUGCAAACUGGCUUUAGUGCCAUGAUAUUUGUAUUUUCUUUUUGUAAAGUUCAAUAAAUGAUGCUUAAAUCAUA